UCAUGUAUGAGACCAUGCCCCUAUUUAUAUUUCUGGAACUUUCAUGUAUGAGAGACAUUGAGACUAAGCUUAUGCGCUUAUCAUAUUUACGUUUGCCACUUUGCAGGGAAAUGGCAGCUGUGACAAUCUACAAGGAGAGAUGUAUCGCUGUGAACGACGGAGAUAGUUGGGCCAAGUACAUGGCCAUUUCCGGUUCUGCUGAGGAUGAGCAUGACGUAAACACCCUGCAGUACACAGAGGAGGGCUUACUGACCAUCGACGUGAAUGGGGAUGGCCACGCAGCUGCGUUUGGUGAUGAUAUUGCCAUCGAGUGCCUAGCCACCGAGUUCAAGAGAGAAGUUUUUGUGGGCCUUGCCUGCUUCUCAAGAUUGUGUUGUACCAUGAGUCGCCUUGCCUGCUUCUCAAGAUUGUGCUGUACCUGUGUACCAUGAGUCAUUUUUGCAUUGUUUUCCUAUAGUAUACUCCCUCUAAUCCAUAUUAAUUGUCAAAAUAUUACAUGUAUCUAGACGCUUGUUAGGCAUAGAUACAUCCAUAUUUAGGCAAAUUUGAGACAAUUAAUAUGGAUCGGAGGGAGUAUGUUAUUAGGGAUAGGUCUGACUGCUGUGAGAGUUGUAGAAUACCUAUUCAUUGUAGAUUGUUGGUGUUGGUGUAUGCCGUAUUUGUCGGCCGAAAAUUUCCUAUUACCUCAUGUGAGGUUUUUUUCCUCUCCCAAAUUUUUCGGA
This is a messenger RNA of Brachypodium distachyon (stiff brome), 722 nucleotides long. RefSeq lists its product as uncharacterized. Bases 3 to 431 code for a protein of 142 amino acids. Lineage: Eukaryota; Viridiplantae; Streptophyta; Magnoliopsida; Poales; Poaceae. The transcript has 2 exons. The record is from RefSeq and is a predicted model, not a curated record.